AUGGAGGGGCCCCGCAUUGGCUUUAUCGUUCCUGAUAACCCCGCUAUCCAACCUACCCAUAAAAUCCUAUAUGGGAGAACUGUUACGCUAGAACCCCUCAGCACGGCACAUUCCGAUGAUUUAUUCUCCUGCCUCGGCGGAAGCGAAAACUUGAGAAUAUGGGACUACAUGGCUGAUGGCCCCUUCGCCUCGAAGAAAGAAUUCAACAGUUUUAUUUCACAAAAGGCUGAGUCAGAGGACCCUCUGUUCUUCAGCAUCGUUGAUCGCACUUCCAACGGCAAUCGUGAUAGUGGCAGGGUAACUGGAUUCCUAAGCCUUCCCCGCAUCGAUGUCAAGAAUCGUGUGGUGGAAAUUGGCUUCGUUACCUUUUCACGCGAACUACAGCGUACCACACCAGCAACAGAAACCAUGUAUCUUUUGCUUAAAUGGGUGUUUGAAGAGUUGAAUUUUCGCAGGUGUGAGUGGAAGUGUAGUGAUUUGAAUGAACCGUCAAAACGGGCAGCGGAAAGGUUGGGGUUUGUGUUGAGGGUUUGUUCAGACAGCAUAUGA
Paracoccidioides brasiliensis Pb18 is the source of this 549-nucleotide messenger RNA. RefSeq lists its product as uncharacterized. The coding region runs from base 1 to 549 and encodes 182 amino acids. Gene Ontology annotation, molecular function: protein N-terminal-serine acetyltransferase activity; protein-N-terminal-alanine acetyltransferase activity. The record is from RefSeq and is a predicted model, not a curated record. The transcript has a single exon.